Coccomyxa subellipsoidea C-169 is the source of this 885-nucleotide messenger RNA. RefSeq lists its product as hypothetical. Gene Ontology annotation, molecular function: carbamate kinase activity. The record is from RefSeq and is a predicted model, not a curated record. Gene Ontology annotation, cellular component: cytosol. Bases 1 to 885 code for a protein of 294 amino acids. The transcript is spliced from 10 exons. NCBI's taxonomy places the organism in Eukaryota, Viridiplantae, Chlorophyta, Trebouxiophyceae, Coccomyxaceae.
AUGAAACCAGAAAGGUUGCACUGGGGAGGAUCCGACAGCCGAAAAUCAGGCAAGGCAAAGGCUGAUGAGGAAGGCUACAGCCUCUGUGUGACUCAUGGCAAUGGCCCCCAGAUUGGCCUCCUGGCUCUCAAGCAAUGGCUGCAGGCACCAGAGGAACAUCUGGAUGUUUUGGGAGCCGAGUCAGAGGGGCAGAUUGGGUAUCUGCUAGAAACCGAGCUUGCUGGCGCGCUGCCAGAUGCUGAGGUGGUGUCCAUGCUCACCCAAGUUCUUGUUGAUGCGAAUGAUCCAGCCUUUGAAUCGCCCUCCAAGUUCAUCGGGCCAAUGUACAGCAAGGACGAGGCUGAAAAGUUUGCAAAAGAGAAGGGAUUUGAUGUGAAGCCGGACGGCGACAAGGGCUACAGGCGCGUUGUGGCCUCCCCAGCGCCAAAACAGGUGUUGGAGGCCAGAGCUAUUCAGGUGCUGGUGAAGGAGGGCAUCAUCUGCAUCUGUGCUGGGGGAGGCGGCAUCCCAGUGGCCAUGGAGCAGCAGGAUGGGGGGUCCACCUGGCGCAGGCAUGGAGUGGAAGCUGUCAUAGACAAGGAUGCGGCUUCUGCACUGCUGGCAGCGCAGAUCAAGGCAGACAUCCUGCUGCUGCUGACAGAUGCCCCGGCAGUGUUCAAUCCACAGAAAUGGCCCAAGGAGAAGGCGCCGGUUUCAUCUCCCAUCACUCCUGAGGACCUGCUUCGACUGGGCGAUUUUGCUGGAGGAUCCAUGGGGCCAAAGGUGCAAGCAGCAUGCAAAUUUGUGGAGGAGACGGGACGUCCUGCAGGCAUUGGCGCCAUGCAAGAUGCUGUUGACAUUGUCAGAGGACAUAAGGGGACACUCAUCACAGCUGCAAAGAAAUAG